AUGAAUGGCUUGUUCAACUCAGACAGCAACAAGGCAAAGCACUCAGCAGAGCCCUGCGCUGUUCAACCCUCAAAAUGCCUGGAUUACUCAGAAUAUCACUCUGCAUGCUAUAGGUAAAAAAAAAACUUGGACUAGGACAUAAACAUGUUCAGCAAAGCAGCCCCCAGCCUUAUUAAAAGAGGAGUAGUAUGGGGUUUGUGCAUCCUCCUGUUUUACACCAGCCCUUUCUCCUGUUUUGCAAAUUUCAGCCAGGCUAAAGAGCUCCUAUAUAAGAUAAAGGAGGGAUUACCCAUGGGGACCUUCAUAGGGGCCAUUGGAGUAGACUUAAAUUUGGAUUUCAGCAUUGAUCCCCCCUUUUUAUUCAAUCUGCCACAGAAGAAGGUCAGUGAACAGUAUGUGAACCUCAAUAAUACCACAGGGGAGCUGUACACAUCUGCCACGGAGAUUGACAGGGAGACCCUUUGUCCAGACACCUCUGAAGGACAAGGAUGUGUCCUCUCACUGGAUGUGUUUGUGUUGCCUCAGCAAUACUUUCAGCUGGUCAAAGUUAAGGUCUUUAUUGAGGACGUGAAUGACAACAGGCCAAGGUUCCCUGUGGAGGAGAUCUGUGUGUCCGUCCCGGAAAACGCACCCGUCAAUGCACGUUAUGCAGUGGAGCAGUCAGCGGUUGACCCAGACUUGGGCCUUCACGGAGUGCAGACCUAUUGGCUGGUCAAUGACUUCGGCGUCUUCACGUUGGAUGUGGAGGAGAAUGAAGGGGGUGAGCUGACACCUUUUCUCAUUGUCACAGAAGAACUGGACAGGGAGACGCAGCCUGAGUACAUAACAGAUAUAAUUGCAGAGGACGGGGGGAGCCCGCCCCUUCUGGGUACCUCCACUCUGAAGAUAGUUAUCACCGAUGUGAAUGAUAACUGCCCCCAAUUCACAGAGUCACAAAUUAAUGUCACUCUGCAUGGGAAUACUACCAGAGGGGGACAUUUGGCACAUGUGCAUGCUUUUGACCCUGACCUCGGUGCUAAUGCGCAGAUCAGCUAUGCUUACAGUGAACGAGUGCCAAAGGACACCAGGAGCUUGUUCCAUUUGGACAGAGUCUCAGGGGUGAUAAAACUAGCAGGAAAAAUAGACACGGAAACAGGCAAAUUCUACAAACUCACCGUCCUAGCCAACGGGCCUGGUUGUAUCCCUGCAGUUGCCAUUGUUACGGUUCAUGUAAUCAAAGUGGUGACAGGCCCCCCUGCAGUCAUACCAAGGUACAUCGCAACUGAAAAAAAUGGGGUGGUGACAAUGAAGGAGUCCGAGCCGGCGCUUUCACCAAUUGCCUUUUUUACCGUCAAAAACACUGACGUUAACCAGAGAGUGGACUGUCAUUUGGAGGGUUAUGGCCCAUUUAGGCUAGUCCCCUACAAGUUGUUCAAGAAUGAGUACCUACUGGAGACAACUGAGCCUUUAGACUAUGAGCAGACACAAGAGUAUGAGCUGACAGUGAUUGCCAGAAACACGCGUGGACCAGUCAUUAAGACCUUCCUUAAGAUCCUGGUAUUGGAUGAAAAUGAUAACGCGCCAGUGUUCCUGCAGUCUUUGGUGGAAAUAUCUGUUGAGGAGAACAAUUCCCCAAACACAUUUCUGACCCAACUCCAAGCCACAGACCAGGACAGUGAAAGUCGUGGGGAAGUCAUCUACCUUAUGGGAGGCGACGCCCCUGGCAUGUUUGUUGUGGAUCGUGUGACAGGCAUCUUGUCUGUGGCUACAUCACUGGACCGUGAGGAGAAAGAGACGUACCGGUUUAUAGUGAGGGCAGUGGACCAAGGAACACCCAGGAAAGAGUCCAUUGCCACUGUUGUUGUGGUAGUGCAAGACCGCAACGACAACAGUCCACGCUUCAUCAAUAAGGACUUCACUUUCUUUGUACCAGAGAAUUUCCCAGGAUUUGGUGAGAUAGGGGUCCUCUCUGUGACAGAUGCUGAUGCUGGGGAAAAUGGCUGGGUGGCCCUAUCUAUCGUCAAUGGCAGUGACAUCUUCAUGAUAGACACAGGACGCGGCGCACUCAGGGCCAAGACAUCACUGGACCGCGAGCAACAGGGCACCUACCAGCUUUGGAUUGAGGCAGUUGACGGCGGCGAACCUGCCCUCUCCUGUGUUGCCAUGGUGACCGUGCUGCUUUUGGAUGUCAAUGACAACCCACCGAUUGUCCUGUUCCCUCAGUCUAACCAGUCCUACAUGCUAGUCCUACCUAGCACCCUUCCAGGAACAUCUAUCACAGAGGUGUAUGCCGUGGAUAAAGACACAGGCAUGAAUGCUGUCAUCGCCUAUAGCAUCAUUAAGCGGAAAGGCGGCGAGCCAGGUUCAUUUGACAUUGAUCCAGAAACGGGGAAUAUCACACUUAAGAGGGAGCUCAGCAACCGUGGCCUCUACAGCCUCCUUGUGAAGGUCAGUGACCACGGGCAGCCAGAGCCUCUCCACUCAACAGUCAUCGUUAAUCUUUUUGUCAACGAAACGGUUAGCAACGAGAGCUACAUCCAGAGUCUGCUGACCAGAGAGGCAGACAUUGAGGUUGAGGAGAGGCCCUGGUACAUUGGACAGCUAACGGAGAGGCCUGAAAGGUAUGAGUUGUUCCCCUGCCAGCCUGUUGUCAUUGCACUCUCAGUCAUCUGCCUGGGGCUGUUCUUCAUCGUGAUCACACUGACAUCUUAUAUUUGCUGUAAGAGGCUCAAAAAGCACAGAAAGAAAAGACUGGAGGUAGAGAUACCUUUAAAAAUGAAUAGUGACUCACUGCAGGUUAUGGACAGGAAGCUGCGGCAGAUCUCCAACAUUUGA
Lampris incognitus (smalleye Pacific opah) is the source of this 2814-nucleotide messenger RNA. It is a transcript of the gene pcdh20, whose product is annotated as protocadherin-20. NCBI's taxonomy places the organism in Eukaryota, Metazoa, Chordata, Actinopteri, Lampriformes, Lampridae. Gene Ontology annotation, cellular component: plasma membrane. The record is from RefSeq and is a predicted model, not a curated record. Gene Ontology annotation, molecular function: calcium ion binding. Gene Ontology annotation, biological process: homophilic cell-cell adhesion.